Ictalurus furcatus (blue catfish) is the source of this 1473-nucleotide messenger RNA. RefSeq names its product sulfotransferase 2B1-like. The transcript has 6 exons. Gene Ontology annotation, cellular component: cytoplasm. Gene Ontology annotation, molecular function: sulfotransferase activity. The record is from RefSeq and is a predicted model, not a curated record. NCBI's taxonomy places the organism in Eukaryota, Metazoa, Chordata, Actinopteri, Siluriformes, Ictaluridae. The coding region runs from base 115 to 978 and encodes 287 amino acids. Gene Ontology annotation, biological process: sulfation.
AAUUCAAUAGAAAAUGAACACUCGGUUCACUCGGGUGGAGCAGAAAAGAAUCAGAGCAAAGAGCGAAGUUCAGGAAAAGGAGCCUGAGUUUCAGUUUCUCCUACAUUUACUAAAAUGACAGAAUCAGAUUUAUAUGCCGAGUAUAAAGGGGUGUAUGUGCCAAAACAUUUGCACCCCCCCAACAGCUUGAAAUAUUAUGAGGAUUUCACUUUCCGACCAGACGAUGUCCUUAUUGUCACCUAUCCUAAAUCCGGCACAACAUGGAUGCAGGAGAUUGUUCCUCUGAUCCACAGUGAGGGAGAUCUCACGCCGGUACACACUAUACCAAACUGGGACCGGGUUCCAUGGCUGGAAGAGCACCGGGCUAAGAUACUCAAUCUGGAGCAAAGGCCCUCUCCACGCAUCUUUGCGACCCACUUUCACUAUGGCAUGAUGAACGAAUCCUAUUUCCAAGUCAAGCCAAAAGUCAUUUACACAAUGCGAAACCCUAAGGACGUGUUUACAUCCUCCUUCCACUACUAUGGAAUGGCUUCAUACCUGGUCAAUCCAGGCACUGUUGACGAGUUUCUGGAAAAGUUUCUGAACGGCAAAAUAAUGUUUGGUUCAUGGUUUGACCAUGUGAAGGGCUGGCUUAAGGCAAAAGACAAAGAUCGCAUUUUCUACAUUUCAUAUGAGGAGAUGAUAGAAGAUUUGAACGGCUGUGUCACGAAACUCGCCCAGUUUCUUGAGAAGCCUCUGAGCCCAGAAGUGAUUGAGAAAAUAUCCGAGAAUUGUCUGUUCAAGAACAUGAAGAAGAACAAGAUGUCCAACUAUUCUCUAGUUCCAGAAGAGUUCAUGAAUCAAAAGAAAUCCGAGUUUCUCAGGAAAGGAGAAGCUGGCGACUGGAAGAACCUUUUCACUGAAGGCCAAACUGAGAAAUUUAAUACGGUUUACAAAGACAAGAUGAAAGAUGUCAUGUUCAGAUUUGUUUGGGAUUGAGCAAACUCCUCAUUAAGAAGAAUUUAAGUGAUGUACUACGGUAUGUCCAAUUUGUAUUGAUUACGUGGAAUGGAUGGUAUUAGUUCAAAACUGAAUUAAAAGUAGCACUUCAAAAUUAUGCCUAAAGGUAAAAAUCAUACAGUUUAAAUAUGCAUGUUUUAAAAAUGCAGAAUGAUUUUACUCGGAAUUAGAAGUCAGGGUGUAAUUUUAUUAUUAGCAUAACUCUGCAAAACUAAUCACAAAUUAUUUACAUUUUUUAUUCAUUUUUUGACCGUAUUUUAUGAAGAAGGCAAUGGUCAAUUUAUAAUUACAGUAUAUAUGCUUACUUAUAAUUUUAGCUUCCAUACAUGGAAGUAAAGACUGAUCUUCUGCAUGACUAUUCAUUGUAUAUCUAUUGAAUUUCUAUGUUGAAUGAUAAUUUUACUACAAAAUAUUAAUACACAUCAAGUGUUAAACUUGUUUUACUAAUGAAUAAAGGAACAAAAAAAAAAACAA